Glarea lozoyensis ATCC 20868 is the source of this 1821-nucleotide messenger RNA. RefSeq lists its product as uncharacterized. Gene Ontology annotation, cellular component: nucleolus; small-subunit processome. The record is from RefSeq and is a predicted model, not a curated record. Gene Ontology annotation, biological process: maturation of SSU-rRNA from tricistronic rRNA transcript (SSU-rRNA, 5.8S rRNA, LSU-rRNA). Lineage: Eukaryota; Fungi; Ascomycota; Leotiomycetes; Helotiales; Helotiaceae. The transcript has 2 exons. The coding region runs from base 1 to 1821 and encodes 606 amino acids.
AUGGCAAAAAAACGCAAGGCCUCAUCGCGGGCGAAGGGAGAAGACAGUGUCUCAGGGUUUGAAGAAAGAGGUGGAAAGCAUCGUGCGAUUACCACAUAUGAGGAUGUGGCAGAUUCUGAGGAUGAGUUUCAUAUCAAUCGGGACAAGGUGAUGUUGGAUGAUGGACCUGAUGCGAAGAGAAGGAGGAAGUACGCGGAAGAAGAUGCAGAACUCCAACCUUCAGACGAUGAAAUCCUGGGCUAUUCAAGCGCAUCCUCCGAGGACGAAGAACCAAGAGCCACAAAAGGCAAAUCUUCCAAAAAUACUGCCGAUUCGGACGAUGAGGCCUCCGAUGAGGAAGAAGAGGAGGAGGAAGGCUGGGGCACAUCUCGAAAAGACUACUACAAUGCCGAUGAAAUCCAAACCGAAGCCGAUGCUUUAGAGGAAGAAGCAGAAGCAAAACGGAUCCAGCAGAAAAGACUUCAGAAAAUGACGGAAGCAGAUUUUGGGUUUGACGAGAAUGACUGGGUCGACUCUACCAAGACUGGAGAGAACGAUGACGGAGAUGUGGUGACGGAGGUAUUGAAAGAUAUAGAAAUCACAGACGACAUGGGAAGCGAUGAACGAUUACGAAUCCUCCGAAUGCGAUAUCCAGAAUUCGAAUUCCUCGCAGACGAAUUCCUCACUCUACAACCACUACUGCUCUCCCUACAAAAAGAAUCCGAGGAAGAAAACGCACCACUGGGCGUCACAUCCCCAACGCUUAUCAAAUUCAGAGCAUUAUCAGCAUACAUAGCUUCACUAACAAUGUACUUCGCCCUCCUCUCCUCCACGACCGGGAAACCCAUGGACGCAGCUGAACUUCGCGAUCACCCAGUCAUGGAAAGUCUUCUCCAAUGCAGAACCCUCUGGGCGCGCGUAAAAGCAUUAAAAGCCCUCCCAACACCCACAGCAACAGAAUCAGACUCCGACUCUUCCCCCGAAGAACUCACCACCACCACCGCCAUCCAAGCAUCACCCUCCCCCCCUACCUCCACCUCCAAACCCACAAAAUCCAAAUCCAAAUCCACACCCCUUCCCCUCGACGACCUCUCCGCACUCCUCCCCUCAAAACGCCCCUCCAACCCCAAACCCAAAUCAAAACCCACCACAUACGACUCCUCAUCCGACUUCGGCGAAGAAACCCACCUAACCGCCUCCGCCGCAGCAACGAAAUUCGCAAAACGCAAGACCCUAAAAUUCUACACCUCGCAAAUAACCCAGAAAACCAGCAAACGGCUCGGCGCCGGCAUGGCGGCGGGCGGCGACGAAGAUCUACCGUAUAGGGAACGGUUCCGGGAUAGACAGACGCGGUUAAACGCCGAGGCGGCGAAGAGGGGGGAAGUGUUGAGUGCGAGUGGGCGGGGGAAGGGCGCUGGUGUGGAACUGGGCGGUGAUGAUGAAGAAGGGGACGGAGGGGAGAGGGAGGAAGGUGAAGAUGACGAGUAUUACAAUCUCAUCACCUCCAACCGCCGCUCAAAGAACGACGCAAAAGCAUCCGCGCUCGCCACCACAGCGGCAGCAGCCUCCGCCGCAGCACUCGACCGCGUAGCCAACGCUUCGGAUCUGAACCCCGAUGAGAAGAGAGCGAUCGGGUAUACGAUCGAGAAGAACAAGGGGCUGGCGCCGAAACGGAAGAAGGAGGUGCGGAAUCCGCGUGUGAAGAAGCGGAUGAAGUAUGAGGAGAAGAAGAAGAAGUUGGGGAGCGUGCGGCAGGUGUAUAAGGGUGGUGAGGAGCGGGGCGGGUAUGGGGGUGAGAAGACGGGUAUUAAGAGUGGGUUGGUUAAGAGUAUUAAACUUUAG